This is a messenger RNA of Lathyrus sativus (Indian pea), 1473 nucleotides long. Lineage: Eukaryota; Viridiplantae; Streptophyta; Magnoliopsida; Fabales; Fabaceae. The record is from the annotation of a GenBank genome assembly.
AUGGGUGGGUCUGUACGAGACGUGAACUCAAAGGGAGAGUUGGAUGAGGUGGUUGGCGGUGGUUCUCCCGUCGUGCUUCACUUCUGGGCAUCAUGGUGUGAAGCUUCAAAACACAUGGACCAACUCUUCUCUCACUUGGCCACUGAUUUCCCUCACACCCAUUUCUUAAGGGUUGAAGCUGAAGAACAGCCAGAGAUAUCCGAGGCUUAUUCCGUCUCUGCUGUUCCUUUCUUUGUAUUCUUCAAGGAUGGCAAGACCAUUGACACAUUGGAGGGAGCUGAUCCGUCAAGUUUAGCCAACAAGGUUUCUAAAGUAGCAGGGUCGAUACACCCUGGUGAUGCUGCAUCUCCUGCUAGUCUUGGGAUGGCUGCAGGAUCUGCUGUUCUCGAAACAGUGAGAGAAUUAGCACAAGAUAAUAUCCCUUCAAAGGAAAAAAGUAAACUUCAACCAGGGCUUAGUAGUCAUCUCAAAAAGCGAUUGCAGGAUCUCGUCGACUCUCAUCCUGUCUUGCUUUUCAUGAAAGGAAGUCCUGAGGAGCCACAGUGUGGAUUUAGCAGAAAAGUUGUUGAUAUUCUGAAGGAAGAAAAGGUCAAGUUUGGAAGUUUUGACAUCCUCUCAGAUUCAGAGGUACGUGAGGGCUUGAAGAAGUUUUCCAAUUGGCCCACAUUUCCUCAGCUUUACUGCAAAGGAGAACUUCUUGGUGGGUGUGACAUAGCAAUUGCUAUGCAUGAAAGUGGGGAAUUAAAGGAUGUUUUCAAAGAUCAUGGUAUUGAUACCAUCGAUGAAGCAAAUAUAACAGAUUCAGGAACCGCCAAGGGUGGUAUUUCUAAAUCUACAGAUUUGAGUACAGCAUUAACUGCUCGGCUGGAAAGCCUGGUCAAUUCAGGCUCAGUUGUGCUGUUUAUGAAGGGAAAACCAGAUGAACCUAAGUGUGGUUUCAGUAGGAAGGUAGUUGAAAUUCUCCGACAAGAGAAAGUCCCCUUUGAGAGUUUUGACAUUCUUACUGAUGAAGAAGUCCGUCAAGGACUUAAGGUUUUCUCAAACUGGUCCAGUUAUCCUCAACUUUACAUUAAGGGGGAGCUUAUUGGCGGAUCAGACAUUGUGUUGGAGAUGCAAAAAAGCGGGGAACUUCAGAAAACUUUACAUGAGAAAGGCAUUCUUCCAAAAGAGACCAUUGAUGAUCGAUUGAAGAAAUUGAUUUCCUCUUCCCCUGUCGUGCUCUUCAUGAAAGGUACCCCGGAAGUUCCAAGAUGUGGUUUUAGUUCCAAAGUUGUAAAUGCCCUCCGAGAGGAGGGUGUGGAAUUUGGUCACUUUGAUAUAUUGAGUGAUGAUGAGGUGAGACAAGGAUUGAAGGUAUUUUCAAACUGGCCUACUUUUCCUCAGCUUUACUACAAAAGUGAGCUGAUAGGCGGUUGCGAUAUCAUCAUGGAGCUGCGAAAUAAUGGAGAGCUAAAGUCGACUUUAUCUGAGUAG